Molecule: messenger RNA, 2278 nt
Organism: Ceraceosorus bombacis
Lineage: Eukaryota; Fungi; Basidiomycota; Exobasidiomycetes; Ceraceosorales; Ceraceosoraceae
Source: the annotation of a GenBank genome assembly
AUGAACAAAGGGCCAGUGUCCCUCUUCAGGCGGCGGCGCGCUCUGGCGAAGGCAUUGACAGUGGUAGCAUCGAUCAUCACCCUCUCUGCCCGCGCAGCACAGCUUCCAUUCUCGGCUCUCCCUUCCGAGACUCGCGCAGACCCGACGCUCUUCCAUUCGGGGGACGAGCCUGCAUCUAAGUUGCGCCAUGCCUUGCUCCGCAUUUCAGCAUCAGCUCAUCUAGUGCAUGACCUGGCACGGAUAGCGGAGCAAGAUGCCGGUUUGGACGUCUGGAACUCCUCAAAGAGUGCUUGCAAGUCAGCUCAUUCCCAAGAUACGAGUGGUGCGCUGCAGGGCUGCAUUGACCUAAGGCUCGUCACACAUGGAGAAGAAGAUCCAUGCGAGAUGGCAGCCUCGAUGCUCCAGCUACGAGAUUUCACCAAGUCAGAGGAAGAACGAAGUGUUCGAUGUCGCAUCCUCAGCAGAGAUCUAAGCGAGCCAUUCUCCGCACAAAUUCCCGCACUCAAGGCAGCUGCGAACCAGACGCAGUCGGUAGAGUUUCCAGAGGGAUGGCUCGAGGAGUACCACGUAGUCGAGGAGUGAGUUGGCGACCUCAGUCGCGAAAGAUCUCUUCUGCAAUGGCACUGACCACCACCCCAUCUUCACGCUCGCUGCCAGCAUCGAUGCGCAUUUGGAUCAUCUCGCCGAGAAGUAUCCGAGUCACGUACACCUACGCCAGCUUGGACAAACUUGGGAAGGCCGAAGGAUACGCAGCGUGACCAUUCACUCGGGCGAGAUAGGAAAUGGCGUCAAGGAGUCCGAAGGCAGACGAGUUUCGCAGUCCAUCUUUGGAAACUCUCUGAGAUGGGACCGCAAGGAAUAUGAGCAGGCCAGUAUGAGUGCGGGAAGGAAGCGCAAAGUGAGACAGCAACGACCGCUGGAGCCGCAUGCGGUGGUCAAACCACGAGUGGUUGUAGUGGCCGGUGCGCACGCCAGAGAGGUCAGUGAGAGUGAGAGUUGUGAUGGGCCCGCCGAAUACUCACCAUGUGUAAAGUCUCUUGCGCUCUGCAGUGGAUCGCACCUGCAGUGUCUCUGCAGCUCAUCCAUAGUCUGCUCGAGACUCUGUCCAAUGCUCCCGAAAGCGCUUUGGCUUCGGAGCUCCCUCUCCGCAGGCGAAGGCACCGGUCCUUGCUAGAGACGUUUGAUCUCGUCUUCGUACCUCUACUCAAUCCUGACGGGUAUGCGCACACCUGGAGCGGCAUCGGCGCUGUGAACGAACGAGAUCCGUCAUCUCUCACUACGAUGCUCGACGCUCGUCUUUGGCGCAAAAACAGGCAGCGCACCAGGGGUUCUGUCAUUGGGUGUCAAGGCAUCGAUAUCGGCAGAGGAUUUGUGAGCGAGGCUCGGGAGUCGGUAGUCUUGCAUUCCGUUGUAGUGGCUCAUGCACCAUCUCUUUGCUAGCCCGCGCACUUCGCCUCAUCCUACAAUCCCUGCUCGGAGUCUUACUCCGGGUCGGAGCCGCUUGCUGCCAACGAGACCAUCGCACUCGCCUCUCUAUUGCGCCCGGCCACAGAAUCAGACGACGGAAAGGUGGUCGCCUUCGUAGAGUGAGUGUAGUCCCUCCUCGGCGGCAUUGCGACUACUGGGCGCAUCGACUGAAAGUACGCCUCGUUCUGCUGCAGCCUGCAUUCCUAUGGCCAACAGCUCACACACCCUCCUGCUUGGUCGUGCGACGCUCCGAAUCGAGACGAGGAGGAUUUGGAAGAGCUGAGCAUCGGAGCAGCCAGUGCUGCGCGUCGUGUGCAUGGGCGGACGUGGUGGAGCGGCAGAACAUGCGAUGUAAGUUCGCUCUUCGUGCCAGAGCCUGCAAGGAAUUGGCGCGUGGCGAGUAGGCCUGAUCGAAUGCCGUGUCUCCCAGACACUCUAUGCAAGCACGGGUCAGGCAGUCGACUUUGCGUACGAUAGCGGUAUCAAGUGGUGUGAGUGAAGACCUUCUCGAAGUGCAUGCACCCCACGCUUUCUCGCCAAAAUUGACCGAUACUGCGCUCCUUUAGCCUUCAACCUGGAGCUGCGCGACGAAGGCGAGCACGGAUUGUGAGUCAUCGCUUACUCUGUCGCAGUCAAGCGCUGGUCUACCGUUUCUGACGCUACUUGGCUCCCUUUACCGUGUGGAAGCUUGCUGCCUGCCACGCAAAUCUUGCCGUCUGCCCAGGAAGCCGAGGCUGCCCUGGGCUACAUCUUGCACUUCGUUGCAGCGAAAUUACGUGGCAAGGCGCCUGGAAGAGGGGGCAAGCACUAA